AUGAAGAUCGGCGCUUUCGGUUUUCUUUACAGUUAUGGCACCAGUUACAAUCCUUUUGGAUGUGGAUAUUAUGGCCAACAACAACAACAACAGCUCUUAAAAUAUCCAUGUUACGGCACUAAUUACGGCUCUAGUUCAUAUGCAGAUUAUUCAUAUGGAAGUCAACAAAACCCUUGCAGUCAAUACCAGUAUAGUGGUGGACAACAGUAUCCAUGUAUAGGAUAUCCAUUUACUGGUUCAGCUUAUCAGCAACCAUUUGGAUCAGUCUAUGGGCGAUCGAAUAUUCCAUAUCUUUGCAGCGGAUGUUUGAAUUAUAGCGGUUAUAUGGGGAAGAAAAAGUAA
Messenger RNA from Dracunculus medinensis (Guinea worm), 342 nucleotides. NCBI's taxonomy places the organism in Eukaryota, Metazoa, Nematoda, Chromadorea, Rhabditida, Dracunculidae. The record is from the annotation of a GenBank genome assembly.